Lonchura striata (white-rumped munia) is the source of this 2459-nucleotide messenger RNA. It is a transcript of the gene EED, whose product is annotated as embryonic ectoderm development. The record is from RefSeq and is a predicted model, not a curated record. Lineage: Eukaryota; Metazoa; Chordata; Aves; Passeriformes; Estrildidae. Gene Ontology annotation, molecular function: protein binding.
GUGGGUGGGGGGCGGGGAAGAUGUCUGAGCGGGGAGAAGCCCCGGCGGCGGCACCGGCGGGAGAGAUGCCGGCGAAGAAGCAGAAGCUGAGCAGCGACGAGAACAGUAACCCCGGGGACAUGUCCGGCGACGAGAACGAUGAUGCUGUUAGUAUUGAAAGUGGUACUAACACUGAACGCCCUGAUACGCCAACAAACACUCCUAAUGCACCAGGAAGAAAAAGCUGGGGGAAAGGAAAAUGGAAGUCGAAGAAGUGCAAAUAUUCCUUCAAAUGUGUAAAUAGUCUAAAGGAGGACCAUGGCCAGCCUCUGUUUGGAGUCCAGUUUAACUGGCACAGUAAAGAAGGUGAUCCUCUUGUUUUUGCCACUGUAGGCAGCAACAGAGUUACUUUAUAUGAAUGUCAUUCCCAAGGAGAAAUCCGUCUGUUGCAGUCUUAUGUGGAUGCUGAUGCAGAUGAAAAUUUCUAUACCUGUGCAUGGACAUAUGACAGCAAUACAAGCCAUCCUCUUCUGGCUGUGGCAGGAUCCAGGGGUAUUAUUAGGAUAAUUAAUCCCAUUACAAUGCAGUGCAUAAAGCACUACGUGGGCCAUGGAAAUGCAAUCAAUGAACUGAAAUUCCAUCCAAGAGAUCCAAAUCUUCUUUUAUCUGUAAGCAAAGAUCAUGCAUUGAGACUGUGGAACAUCCAGACAGACACGCUGGUUGCAAUAUUUGGAGGAGUAGAAGGGCACAGGGAUGAGGUGUUAAGUGCAGAUUAUGAUCUUCUUGGUGAAAAAAUCAUGUCCUGUGGGAUGGAUCACUCUCUAAAACUCUGGAGAAUUAAUUCCAAGAGAAUGAUUAAUGCUAUCAAAGAGUCUUAUGAGUACAACCCAAACAAAACCAACAGGCCUUUUGUUUCCCAGAAAAUUCACUUUCCUGACUUUUCUACAAGAGACAUACAUAGAAACUAUGUUGACUGUGUGCGGUGGCUGGGAGACCUAAUUCUUUCCAAGUCUUGUGAAAAUGCCAUUGUUUGCUGGAAGCCUGGCAAGAUGGAAGAUGAUAUAGAUAAAAUCAAGCCCAGUGAGUCAAAUGUGACCAUUCUUGGGAGAUUUGAUUAUAGCCAGUGUGACAUAUGGUACAUGAGAUUUUCAAUGGAUUUCUGGCAAAAGAUGCUUGCUCUGGGGAAUCAGGUUGGCAAACUUUAUGUUUGGGAUUUAGAAAUAGAGGAUCCACAUAAAGCCAAGUGUACGACUCUUACUCACCCUAAAUGUGUUGCUGCCAUCCGACAGACCAGUUUUAGCAGGGAUAGCAGUAUCCUUAUAGCUGUGUGUGAUGAUGCCAGUAUCUGGCGCUGGGACAGAUUACGAUAAAGUACUUUUUCUUAAUUCAUAGAAGAAAAUAUAUUUUCAAAUUAUAAUAUAGUCUGUUAACAUGCUAGUUCAGUAGAUGCAUUUAGUGUAGACUUUCUCGAAGGUUCGGCAGGCUGGAGCUGGACUUAGUGAUGUUUACAUUCUGUGUAUUGUUCUGCUUGAAAUUGCUGCUUUUAAUAAAAAGAAGUAUUUUUGUAAAGUUUUCUGAAUUGUCCAUAUUAAUUAUUUCCCACAAGUUUUCACUUAUGGUCUAGGAAAUUUCUUUGUGUAGAGCUAAUGCAUGAAUGUAUGCCAACUUGCUAGAAAUUUGGUAUAUUUAUGCUUGCAGUUGUAUUUUGUGCCUUUCAAAAAGCUAAUGAAGCUUUUAUUCAGGGACAACACAAAGGAAAUGUUACUCUUAAGAAUUUAAUACAAAUAAUUGUUAAACAAUUUCUAAACAUAUUUUGAACUCAUUCUUUAAGUUGUAGAUUGAAAUUGAUUUAAUUUUCAGUAAUCUCAAAUUGGAAUUUGCUUCUCACAAUAUCUGUUAAUGACUGGGGGGAAAAACAUUACUGGCUUUGCUUUGUGGAUCACAUUGUUCUAUUGUUUGAUUUCUGUCUAGUUACUGCAUUUAUCUAAAAGUUUGUUUUUGGAAAUAUAUUUUAUUGCCUCUAUUGUCAAUAUUCCCAAAUAGCCUCCUCAAUGUUUUUUACUUGAAUUCUAAAAUCAAUCAUACUUCAUAUAUGUUUAAAAUGUGUGCACAGUCAAUAAAAAUGAAAGGAGGAAAUAGAUAAGAAGGCAGAAAUUAUUAGCAGUGAUAAUCUGUGUUCAAAACAUUGUGUGUGUCUUGUCAGCAGGUAGUUGAAAUGCUCAUGUCUGUGUUAAGAAAGUGGUUCAGGACAUUGCUCCGUAGCUGUGUAUCUGAAUGAGGAAGAAACUAAAUAACACUUAUUGAGGCUGAACCAUUUACAUACUUUUUUUCCCAUUCUCUUUCCCUGCCCUUUAUUUCAACACAUAACAUGUUACUUGAGAAGAAUGUUUUAAGUUAUGAUGUAAAUGCCAGUACAGUGUCCUUGUCAGUAUCAUGGUGCCUCUCUGAUCAGUAGAUUAAAUAGUCCUGUCUGCUGCUGA